AUAAAUCUGAAGAUUUCCAAGCUCAGCGCUAGAGCAUUUAGUUAUGCGUCUCAUCACUGAACUGAACUGGAAGAUAUUUGAAUAAUCUUGCUAGAGAACAUGCCUGAGAAUUUCAUGGCACUUAACCAGACUCUAUCCCCUGCUGCAGACAGUACAGCUUCUCUGAAAGCAUCUAAUGGAAGUGCUACUUUGUAUCAAGAUGAUAGUGAUGACCUGUCACCGGGGCUGGAAAUACUGGUAAUAAUAUCCGUCACAUAUGCCGUUAUCAUUUCAAUUGGUCUCCUUGGGAACACAAUACUUAUAAAAGUAUUCUUCAAAAUUAAGUCAAUGCAGACCGUUCCUAAUAUUUUCAUUACAAGCCUGGCUUUUGGAGACCUGCUUCUUCUGCUGACCUGUGUUCCGGUGGAUGCUUCCCGCUACAUGGUAGACACAUGGCUAUUUGGAAGAAUUGGCUGCAAGAUCAUAUCAUUCAUACAGCUUACUUCAGUUGGGGUAUCUGUGUUUACCUUGACAGUUCUCAGUGCUGACAGGUACAGAGCCAUUGUGAAGCCCCUGGAACUGCAGACCUCAAAUGCGGUCCUGAAAACAUGCGGCAAAGCGCUUUGUGUCUGGAUGAUUUCAAUGCUGCUCGCUGCUCCAGAAGCGGUCUUCUCGGAUUUGUAUGAAUUCAGAAACCCCGAAAAAAACACAUCUUUUUCAGCUUGCGCUCCUUAUCCGGUAUCGGAGAAAAUACUGCAGGAGGUGCAUUCUCUGAUGUGCUUCUUGGUGUUUUACCUUGUCCCAUUGUCAAUUAUUUCUGCCUACUACUUCCUCAUUGCAAAAACACUCUACAAAAGCACAUGUAACAUGCCUGCGGAGGAACACACGCACGCCAGAAAGCAGAUUGAGUCUCGGAAAAGAGUCGCAAAGACGGUGUUGGUGCUGGUUGCUCUCUUUGCCUUCUGCUGGCUGCCAAACCACAUUCUCUAUUUGUACAGAUCCUUUACGUAUCACUCGGCUGUAAAUUCAUCAUUGCUUCAUCUAUCGGCCACUAUAUUCGCCCGGGUAUUAGCGUUCAGCAAUUCCUGCGUCAACCCAUUUGCACUGUAUUGGUUGAGUAGAAGUUUCAGGCAACAUUUCAAAAAGCAAGUAUACUGCUGUCAGACACAAGCACCACCGAGCCAGCUGAGCCCUACGCACAGCAGUACCGCCACAGGGAUUACCGCCAUUAAAGGCAACAUACAGAUGUCGGAGAUCAGCGUAACCUUACUGGGAGGUUAUGACAUGAAGAAAGAGAGUGACAGCAUUUAGCAUUAUAUGCUUCUAGAAAUGUAUAUAUAUUUAUACAGUAACAUUGUUUUUACUCCAUUGUUAUGUUCUGUUUACUAUUAGGUUGGUUUUUUUUUUAAAAUCUUGUUACUAUAGUU
Molecule: messenger RNA, 1406 nt
Organism: Spea bombifrons (plains spadefoot toad)
Lineage: Eukaryota; Metazoa; Chordata; Amphibia; Anura; Pelobatidae
Gene: BRS3
Product: bombesin receptor subtype 3
Exons: 3
Coding region: 100-1290 (396 amino acids)
Biological process (GO): G protein-coupled receptor signaling pathway
Cellular component (GO): membrane
Molecular function (GO): G protein-coupled peptide receptor activity
Source: RefSeq, a predicted model, not a curated record